Podarcis muralis (Common wall lizard) is the source of this 812-nucleotide messenger RNA. The record is from RefSeq and is a predicted model, not a curated record. Lineage: Eukaryota; Metazoa; Chordata; Lepidosauria; Squamata; Lacertidae.
GAUUUCACAAAUUCCCGGAAACGGAGGGAGGAGGGAGGCCCAAAUCUUGUUGCCGGAGGGAGCCAGGAGGAAUCACUCUUUGAGAUUUGAAAGCUCGUGUUUUGAAAGCUGGAGUCGAAAGUGUUUCCCAACUUGCCUUCUCCAUGGAUGAACUGCAGCGGGCCAUGCGCAGAUCCCUAGAAGAUCUGAAGAAGUGGCUCUCUUUCACCAAGCCAUGGAGCAAGACCCAUUUCUGGUGUGCAGCUGUCAUCGUCCUCCAAUGCCUUCUGUGGAUCACUAUGCUCCUUUCGGAUCAACCGCGGGCAGUUUUGGAGCCAGAAUGCGACCGAGCCCAACUGCAGGCUGAGGUGGAAUCUCUGAAGGAACAGCUGGGAGCCGUGAAAAAGGAGAUGGAGAAAGAGAGAAUGGAGAGCGACAGGCAACUGGUCGCUACAAACCGGACCCUCAGGAAGACCAAGAUGGAUUUGGAGAAAGCGAUUAAGGGCAGCAGUGAUCUGCAGACCCAGCUGGCGGCUGCCAACCAGAGCCUGGGCGAGACGCAACAGCGCUGGAUGUCCUGCCAAGCGCAACUGGACAGCACAAAAGGAAAAACUGCGUCUCUGGAGAAGGAAAGGAACAAUCUACAGCCAGGAGAACCAGAAGCUCCAAGAGGGCGUCUUUGCACCCCGCUGGGGGACAGAGACAAACUCUGCACUGCUUUGCAAGCUGAUUGGUUUAUCCAGGGGAACUCAGCUCCACAUGGGCAGCUGGAUGCCGUCCCCACCAAUGAGCGCCGGAUCCCGGGGAACGGCCUCUCCUGCCAGCGGAAUUGA